This is a messenger RNA of Cicer arietinum (chickpea), 1226 nucleotides long. Its product is annotated as nudix hydrolase 7-like. Gene Ontology annotation, molecular function: NADH pyrophosphatase activity; ADP-ribose diphosphatase activity; NAD binding. NCBI's taxonomy places the organism in Eukaryota, Viridiplantae, Streptophyta, Magnoliopsida, Fabales, Fabaceae. The record is from RefSeq and is a predicted model, not a curated record.
AAAACAUGUAAAAUUCGAAGAAAGUAUAUGCAUAAUAUUUUAAAUCUAUUUUCUAUUCUUGUAUUGAUGAUUUUUGCAUUGAAGAUGAUAGUAUAAAUCGUUUCUGCCUCUUUUCAUUAUUAUUAUUACCUUUGAUUUUUGAAUUUCAUAGAAAGAGAGUUUAGUUUGUUAGAGAGGUUUUACAGUAACUAAGUUGUAAAUUUGAGCUAAUUCAUUGUUGUUAAUUGAUAAUAAUCCCUUUUAGAGAGUUUUAGGUCAAAAUUAAUUAGAAGAUUUGAUGGAAAGUGAAAAGAUUGAAGUAAUUAGUGCGGAAGAGGAUAAACACGGAGGAGUUAUUCUGACCGUUAACAAGUCUAUGGAUUCUCUUUUCUUUGCUUCUAAAUUGAAAGCUUCAAUGUCUCAUUGGAAGCAACAGGGAAAGAAGGGAAUGUGGAUCAAUUUGCCCAUACAACAUUCAAAUCUUGUUGAUUCUGCUGUCAAGGCUGGAUUUAGGUAUCACCAUGCUGAGCCAGAUUACUUGAUGCUUGUAUAUUGGAUCCCUGAUACCCCUGAUACCCUUCCUGCAAAUGCUUCACAUCGUGUGGGCGUUGGUGCUUUCGUUAUCAACAGCAAGAGGGAGGUGCUUGUGGUUCAGGAAAGCGAUGGUAGAUUUGGAGGCACAGGCGUAUGGAAGAUGCCUACAGGAGCUGUUGAUGAAGGUGAGGAUAUCUGCAAUGCUAUAGUUAGAGAAGUGAAGGAAGAGACAGGGAUAGAGACCGAGUUUGUUGAAGUUUUAGCAUUCAGGCAAAGCCAUGAAUCUUUCUUCCAGAAAUCAGAUUUGUUCUUUGUUUGUAUGUUGCAACCUCGAUCCUUUGACAUUCAGAGUCAGGCCUCAGAAAUUGAAGCAGCUAAGUGGAUGCCAGUUGAAGAUUAUGCAGCCCAACCUUUUGUGCAAGAAAAUGAGCUCUUUGAUUUUAUAGCGAAAAUAUGCUUAACAAAGUUGGAUGGCAACUACACUGGUUUUUCUAGCAUAUGUACCAGUACAUCUUCUGGCAAAAGAACAUAUCUGUAUUUUAACAACGAUACUAUUGCUAGCCACUUGUUAGCUUCCAAACAUGAGUAAGUUUAACAUCAGCCUUGUUUUGUUAGGCUCCAUGACUAUUUGUAUAAAGUCUUCAUUAUGGCGUACUAUAUUAUAUGAUUCAUUUUACUGUUAGUUCACUUCUUAAGUAACACCUUUAUCCUUA